AUGCGAGCAACGGAACUCCACACGGAUCCCGCUUUAACGCUUGCAGUCAGGUGCUGCUACGUACGAGAAGCCCAUCCCACGCAAGAGUGGCCAAAAUCUCCAAGAGUGACUUGCCUUUUCGGCAUCAAGCCGAGAUCUGACUGGCCGAAAGUCCGGACCCAACAGCCAAUCACAACCCACUAUGCGCCAAAUGGCGUUUGCCAAUGGCGCAUCCAGAACGCGUCAGAAUUUUCAGAGUUAUAA
This is a messenger RNA of Opisthorchis viverrini, 243 nucleotides long. RefSeq lists its product as hypothetical. Bases 1 to 243 code for a protein of 80 amino acids. The transcript has 2 exons. Lineage: Eukaryota; Metazoa; Platyhelminthes; Trematoda; Opisthorchiida; Opisthorchiidae. The record is from RefSeq and is a predicted model, not a curated record.